AUGACAGGCCAUCUUAUCCGCCAAGUCCGCAGACGUAGCUACUCGGAUCCAAAUGAACGCAUCCCACCGGGUGUAGAAGAAGUGAUCUCGCGCGGCUCCUGCCAUGUCGGCAAACUCAACGACAGCAUGGUCCUGAAAUACGCCUCCGACUUCAAUGAUCCUGGCUAUCUAAUGAGCAUCAAAGUGGAGAACCGCAUCCUGCAAAUCAUAGGCCCGCACCCCCGGAUCAUCGAAUCCAAGGGCCUGGCCGAAGACGGUCUCAUCCUGAAGUACUAUCCCAACGGCACGCUCCGCGACUACAUCAAGAACCACCCGUACGAGACGCUCGAACGUCGCCUGGAAUGGUGCAAGCAGAUCACCGAAACCCUGUCAUUCGUGCACUCCAAGCGCGUCAUCCACUGCGAUAUCUGUCUGCACAACAUCCUCCUCGACGAGAACUUCGACAUUGUCCUCUCGGACUUCCAGGGUCUGGUCAUUUCGCGCGAGACUGGUAUGACCAUGCUCGAUGGAUUGACGCGCGAGUGCGCCAAGUCGUACAUGCCACGGGAGAAUCUCUAUUCUGCGAGCUUUCGGACUGAUCUCUUUGCCGUCGGAUCAGCCAUCUAUCAUCUUAUUGCUGGUCAUGAGGUUUUUCCCGAGUUGGAUAGCUUUGAUGAUGAGAAGAUCAUCAAUGCCCGUUUUGUCAAUGAGGAGUUUCCGAAUAAUGAUUAUGUGGCUAGUCAUAUCGUGGAGAGGUGCUGGCGAGGGGAAUAUGCCUGUGCUGCUGAGAUUUCGGCGGAUCUUUCUGAGGUUCAGGCUGCUACGAAGGCUGUUGAUGAGGCGUUGAGGCAGAUAGGUGAGGUGUUCGAAGAUGAGGAGCGCGUCGAAGAAGAGCGCGUUGAAGAGGAAGAUCAUGUUGAAGAGGAGCACGUCGAAGAGGGCGAAGAAUCUCAAGACGACGGGGAGGAGGACGGAGACUACGAAGAGGACGAAGAGUCUCAAGACGACGGGGAAGAGGACGGAGAGUACGAGGAUGAGGAUGAGGAUGAGGAUGAGGAUGAGGAUGAGGAUGAGGAUGAGGAUGAGGAUGAGGAUGAGGAUGAGGAGGUGUUGUAA
Penicillium digitatum Pd1 is the source of this 1095-nucleotide messenger RNA. Its product is annotated as protein kinase family protein. The record is from RefSeq and is a predicted model, not a curated record. Gene Ontology annotation, biological process: chromosome segregation; protein phosphorylation. Gene Ontology annotation, cellular component: cytoplasm; nucleus; centrosome. Gene Ontology annotation, molecular function: ATP binding; protein serine/threonine kinase activity. Lineage: Eukaryota; Fungi; Ascomycota; Eurotiomycetes; Eurotiales; Aspergillaceae.